AUGAACAAAUAAUUUACUUUCAUUCUUUUAUUAGCUAUUAUUUGUAUUGCUGUUGCUAGUCCUGCAGUUAGAGUUCUUUAAUCAGGAUAUAAUUGUGAUCCUAAUGUUGAAACAUGUCCUUGUGAUCCUACUACACAAGAUUGCUCUUGUUGGAACUGUAUUUUAGUUGAUAAUGACUUAAAAUGUUUCUACAUAUGUUGA
Messenger RNA from Tetrahymena thermophila SB210, 201 nucleotides. Its product is annotated as transmembrane protein, putative. NCBI's taxonomy places the organism in Eukaryota, Ciliophora, Oligohymenophorea, Hymenostomatida, Tetrahymenidae. The transcript has a single exon. The record is from RefSeq and is a predicted model, not a curated record.